Messenger RNA from Closterium sp. Naga37s-1, 9387 nucleotides. The record is from the annotation of a GenBank genome assembly. NCBI's taxonomy places the organism in Eukaryota, Viridiplantae, Streptophyta, Zygnematophyceae, Desmidiales, Closteriaceae.
AUGAAUUUUACCUUUCACCUGACAUCCCCUCUGCUGCAUACUUACCGUCGAGUUCGCAUCGUAUCGUCUCCAUCUCCCUCGUCCACGUCAGCAGGCGACUGCCCGGUUCUCGGCAAGGGCUUCUUCUUCGGCCUCGCCACAGCGCCUGCACACGUGGAGGACCAGCUCGAUGACGCGUGGCUGCGAUUCGCUCGCCGCGGAAGCAACGAGAAGCCCGACCGAGGCCCUGUUCGGGCAUGGCACAACGUGCCCAAGCCUGAGCAGCGGCUUCGAUUCUGGACCGAGCCUGAGGUGGAGGUGGACCUGGCGGCGCGUGCAGGCGUGGAGGCCUUCCGCAUGGGCGUUGACUGGGGGAGGAUUGUUCUGCGCGAGCCACAGGGGGGCCAGAUGGAGAUCGACCACGCGGCAGUGGCGCGCUACAAGGAGAUAAUGGCGCUGGUGCGGGCGAGGGGCAUGCACGUGAUGCUGACGCUCUUCCACCACUCGCUGCCCUCCUGGGCCGAGCCCAUUGGCGGCUGGACCAACGCCUCCCUUGUUGGCCACUUCGACUCCUGGACCCAGCUGGCAGUGCGCGAGUUCGGGCCAUUGGUGGACUACUGGGUGACGUUCAACGAGCCGCACCUGUUUGUCAUUCUCACCUACUGCAUGGGCGUGUGGCCGCCCGGCAAGGCGCCCUCGCUGCUGCAGUCGGCGCUCUGCAUGUCGCCCGUGGGGCAGUAUAGCCAGGCCAUGCAACACAUCGGGGAGGCUCACAUCUCUGCCUUCAAGAUCAUCAAGAAAGGGAGCGCAGCACCAGUGGGUGUGGCAGCCAACACGGCCUUCAUGACACCCUUCAGCGCGCUGGACGUCAUUGUACCGCUCUACAUCGACUGGAUGACGCUCUUCCCCUGGGUCGAUCACAUCCAACACCACCUCGACUUCUGUGGCCUCAACUACUACGGCCAGGAGUUCAUGUCAACGGCAGGCCUGCAGAGUGUGGAUGAAGAGGAGUUCUCAGAGGCAGGCCGGGCAGUCUACCCAGACGGUUUCUACCGCAUCCUCAUGGCCUUUCACCGCCGCUACUCGCCAAACCACCCUGCGCUGCGCUUCAUCGUCACUGAGAACGGCUUUGCUGACACUGAGGACAACAUUCGCCGCCCGUAUCUGAUCGAGCACCUGCUGGCACUCAACGCGGCUAUCAAGGAGGGCAUGCCCAUAGACGCGUACUUCCACUGGACCAUCACCGACAACUGGGAAUGGGCGGACGGUUAUUGCCCCAAGUUCGGCCUGGCAGGCGUUGACAGGGCCUCCGCCAACCUCACGCGCGUGCUACGCCCCUCCUAUGGCCUCUUUAAGGAGAUCGUGGAGUCACGGCAGGUGACGGUGCAGCAGAGGGAGGAGGAGUGGGGGCAACUGCAGCAGCGGGCGCAGCGGGGCGAGCAGCGCUCCUACUGCCGUGCUGUGGAACCCUCCGGUCGCAUGGGCGCUGACUCCCUUGACUCCCCCACUACACGGGUCAUAGCCACCAAGGACUGGCGCUAUGGCGAGUACAGGCGCCCCAAGGCCGCUGUGAUGGUGAAGCGCACGGCGAGAAUUGUCCGCAUCUGGCUGGAGGACCUGCUGCUGGCCGCCCAGCAGGCUGCAGAUGCUGCCAACUCCCUCCUGUGCCGCCUCAUGCAUGGCCCUCACCACCAGCACCAGCAGCAGCAGCAACAUCAGCAGCAGGAGCAGCAGCAUCAGCACCAGGAGGCUGCAAAGGAGGAUACAUGGGAGGACGUGGAAGUAGCCAUCCAGUCCCCUCGCUGCUUCUCCCGCUCGUCACCUUCUCCUGCUCACUUUUUCACAGAGUGCUGCACCACUCUGCGCGUGCGGGCUCUACCCUUCCCCUACUCACCUCCAAUCCUCCGCCCCCCCCUGCUUCCCGCCCUGCCUGCUUCUUUCUCUCCGCUUUACCCAACAGGCACCAACGGGCCGGGAGCACAGUGGCAGCAGGAGCUGCAGCAGGUGCUGCCGCCACACUCCUUGGCGCGCCCGCGGCGAGUGCUGCUGCUCGUGCCCACGGAGGCGCAGCAGCAGGCAGCGGCCAAGGCAUGGAGCCGACUGCAGAGGCAGCAGAGCGGGCAGCAGGCCGGGCAGCAGGGCGCACAGCAGGCGAGGCAGCAGGAGGCAUCAGGCGCUGCUGGUAGCGUGGUGGUGGCUGUGGAGGUGGUGGGGUCUCAGCAGUGGGACCUCCUCGUGUCUCACCCUGCUGCGUUUGACUUGGCGCUGCUCACAGCUGUGUGCGCCCCACCCCCCUCGCCUCCUUCCACACUCGCCGUGCACUCCCUCUGGCCGCCCUCAAGGAUUCAAGCUGCCCUAGCAGCCCCUGUUCGCGCCCUUCUCAUCCUGGGCGACACGUGCACACUCUCAGCUGGCAGUGACACGUGGCGCCAUGUCAUUGGUGGCGCAAGGGCGCAGGGCAGGUUCUUAGACUUGGAGCAGUGUGAUGCGGCCAUGGGGAGGGCGAUUCGAGCGAGGCGGGCGGCAGUGGAUGACAUGCGGCACAUGCUGCAGCAUGCCAAGGGCGAGGGGGGUGUGGCGGGCGAGGGGCGGGGCUCACAUGGAUCCCCCAUGCACUGGCAUGAUCUGCCAUGGACGCCCCACCCGUUCCCACUCGUGCAUCCCUGUUCCUCCUCUUCCUCACUCACUUGUGAUCCGCUUCCUAUUCCCCCCCGCACCAUCUGGCCCCUCCCCUGCCGGCAGGGUUUAUUCUCACCGGAAUUUGGGGAGGCCCUGCAGCGGCAGCAGUCAGUGGAGGUGGUGCUGCUGCUGUGGUUCAUCCUGCAGGGCCGGCACAGCAGAAAGGAGGGUAAAGGGGCUGCUUGCUGGGUGGAGGGGCGAGGGCGGCAGCAGCAGCAGCAGCAGCAGCAGCAGGAUGAGGUGUCACGGGUGUUCGAUGACAUCGUGCAUGUGGAUGUGGUGGGCGACCUUUGUCUCAUCUGGUCUACCGAUCACAGAGUGCCCGGGACAGACUCGCAGCGUCAUGGCACCUCUCUCGUUCUCCUCUCCCUCCCGAUCCCCUGCAAGCAGGUGGUGAGGCUGUGGGCGCUCGUGCCGGAGAGCCAGUGCCAGCGGUGCCUGCAUCGCAUCUGCAUGCAUCUCACCAGCUACUCGCCUGCCUACCUGCACUACUGUUCCCUGCACCAGUACCACCCCUCGCCCCCCUACCUGCGCAUGCCAGCCGUGGUGCAACAGCCCAGCGUGCUGUGGUUUAAGCCCCCCUCAGAGACCUCAGCAGCAGCAAUGGCCGCAGAAGCAGCAGCAGCGGGAGUGCAAGUGGAUGUGGUGACGCCGCCCAAGUUCAUCAUGCUGCAGCCGGCCAUGGCGCUGAGUCUGCUGGGCGAGGGCGGUGGUGCUGCGGCGUGUGCGCUGAGCAGCGUGCCGUUUGAGGUGAACGCAGAGGAGAGGGCCGCCAUCCUCUGCCCCUCCAGCCUUGUCGUCCAUGGCCGAUCCGGCACCGGCAAGACGACAGUGAUCAUCCAUCGGGCGCUGCGUCUCCACCGCCUCUUCUGCCACUCCACCGUCCCCGCUUCCUUCUCCACCGCUUCCCACCAGCUCUCACCAUCCGGGACUCAUUGCGGGAAAGGGGCGGCAGAUCUAGAGGAGGGUGGAGUGGGCAGUGGAGUGGGUGUUGGAGUGGGCGGCGGAGUGGGCGGCGGAGGAGGGGGUGGCUUGCGGCAGGUGGUAGUGACGCGGAGCUUGCAGCUGUGUGCUGCCAUUCAGACUGAGAUCACUCAUGCUGCACGAGCGCUCUCUGCACUGGACGCCAUUCAGCCGGGCUCCGCUCUCCCAGAGGCAACACAGCAGCAGGCAGCUCCCAGUCGUUCUGCCCACACCGGCCACCCCCUUGCCAGCAGCAGCAGCAGCAGCAGCAGCAGUGGCGGCGCGCUGCUGAUGAGAGAGGACCUAGAGAGGGCGCUCAUGGGCGGGCUACCCACGUGCAUAGCCGCUAUCCCCCCCGCCGCCUUCCCACUCGCCCUCACGCUCUCCAAGCUGCUACGCCUGCUCGACGCCUCCGUCACUCACCCCUUCCUGCAAUCCACUCGCCGCCGCCGCAAGCGCGAGGCUGCGAGUCGGAGGCUUGUGCUGGCAGUGGCGAUGAGCGGCCAGGGGCUGAGGGAGGCCUGGGAGGAGGGGGAGAUAGGGCACGCGUGGGGAGGACGUGUGGAGAAAGAGAGGUGGGAGGCGCAUAGCAGUGGUGCCUGGGGAAGGAGGGCACGAGGAGCGGGUGAGGGACGGUCGAUGCGAGAAGGAGAAGGGAUCAUGGGCGGUUGGCAGCAGCAUGGGAUGGAUAGAGAGGAGCGGGCGGAGGGACAGGAGGAGCAAGAUGAGGAGGAGGAGGAGGUUGAGGUGGAUUUUGAGCGGUUCAAGAGGCACUACUGGCCGGCCAUGGAUCAGCGGAGCACCAGAAAGGCCGUGAUGGGUGCUGCGUUCGUGUACCGGGAAAUCACCUCGCACAUCAAGGGCAGCUUGCAGGCCAUACGGUCACCCCUGGGGCACGUGGGGGAGGAGGAGUAUGUGCGGGGCAUGGUGGGAAGCAACCAGCGCACGAGCGCCAUGGGUGAGAGCGAGAGGCGGGCUGUGUACGGCAUCUUCCAGGCGUAUGAGAGGAAGAAGAGGCAGCGGAGGGAGUACGAUAGCGGCGACCUGGUGGUGUACCUCCACCGGGAGAUUCGUCGGAUGCGAGAGAACAACGAGCCCUGGUGGUCUGCGGAGAAUGAGCCUUUGAGCGCAUGUGUUCAACAGCCCAUGCGCUCAACUGCCGGAAGAACCAGUUCCUCUUACUCACCUUCACAUGCAGUCAAGCGCUCUCCUGCCUCGUCCUCUUCAGCCGCCCCCGGGCCCACAUGCCCGCCUGUGUUUGAUUGUGUGUCGGUGGACGAGGUUCAGGACCUCACUCAGGCGCAGCUGGCACUGCUGCCGCUGCUGUGUGGCAACGUGGCUUCGGGGUUUCUGUUCGCGGGGGACACAGCGCAGUGCAUCGCUCAUGGGGUUGACUUUCGCUUCGAAGACCUCGCACGAGUCGUUUACAACGAGUUUCUCAAUAGAGAGGAUGAAUGCAGCAGGGACGUGGUUGUAAAUCCUGGACACGAGAGGCGAGAACAAGGUGCUGGGCAGAGGAGGAGUAAGGUGGGGAGUCACUGUGAGAGCACUGCUCCUGGCAGCAAUAGCAGUAGCAGUAGCAGUAGCAAAAGCAAGUUUAUUUCGCGGGCGCCAGUGAGAGCGCUGCCGCAGUACCAGCUGGUUCGGAACUAUCGGACACACAAUGGCAUACUCAAGCUCGCAAACAGCGUGGUGCAGCUGCUGAGAAGCUUCUUCCCGACGGCCAUCGACCGAUUGAACGAGGAGCUGAGCACGGUGGAGGGUGUGGCGCCCGUGAUGGCGUCUGUGUCUCCCGCGUGGAAGAGGCAGCUCGCACAGGGCAUGCCUCUCAGCGCCACCCAGGCCAUUAUUGUGCGCAGUGCGGAGCAGAAGAGGGCGCUCUCGGCCCUCUUCCCAGUGAAGCCUGUCAUUCUCACAGUGGAGGAGUGCAAGGGGCUGGAGUAUGAGGACGUCUUCCUCUUGAACUUCUUCCGCGCGCCCCACUCCACCACCAUCACCACCACCCCGUGGAGCCUGCUCUACACCUACAUGCACGACAACGGUCUGGGAGAUGGGGCGCACAGGAGUGGUGGUGGUGGUGGUGGUGCCUGCCCUUGUGAAACGGGGAAGCAACUGCUUGCCUUCGACGAGCUCAAGCACUGUUCGCUGUGUGCGGAUCUGAAGCAGCUGUAUGUGGCUAUAACGAGGGCAAAGCAGCGGCUGUGGGUGCUGGAUGAGGCAGACGAGGAGAGUGGGCCCAGCGAAUUUGGUGUGCGUGCGGGGAACCACAGCGGCCCAAUGAUGGACCUGUGGGCGGCGAUGGGCCUUGUGGUGGUGAAACAUGGUGAGGAGAUCGGAGCACAGUCAGUGAAGCGGGCUUCAGAGGAGAAGGACUGGCGCUCACUUGCCUUCACUUUUUUCCAGAGGGGCGACUACGAGGCGGCAGAGGCAGCAUACGAGCGCGCUGGGGACACUUUCAAUGCCCGCUUCUCCCGUGCCAUGCUGCUGUACGUGGCGGGCAUGGGCCGCACGCCACCGCCAACCGCAGAAGCCUCCUCUGUCCUGCAGUCUGCCUGCCCCUCCGCGCUGCCCUCUGUGCACGCAGAUCUGUCUCUGCUUUCCGCCGCCGAUUUGCUGCUCGCUGCCGCCCGCCUGUUUGAGGACAUAGGAAGGGGAGCGGAGGCAGGCCGCACGUACAGCAAGGCCAGAAGCUUUGAAGAUGCGGUGCGCGUCUACCUCUCCGUCUGUCACCCGCCUGAUAAUCUGAAGGCCGCCCGAUGCUACGAGAGGCUAGGAAGGUGCAACGAAGCUGCUGAUUGCUACAGUGCUGGCGGAGACAUGCACAGUGCGCUCUCUGUGUGCCUGCGAGCUCGCACCUUCAGCAAGGGCCUCUCGCUUCUCGACAGCUGGCAGUCGGCUGAAGCCACCUCAGCAUCAGGGGCUCUACCCAACCACGAGUCUCUGCAUAUGAAAGGAUGGUACGUGACUCAAUGCGCAGUGAAGCACGAAGAGGAGCGUGACUAUAACGAGAUGCUGCGAUUCAUCCGGCUGCACCCGUCGCUGCAAGCAAAGCGGGAGUUCCUCGAGAGAGGGCGGCACCUGCGGCAGUUGGCAGUGUUGGAGCGAGAGGAGGGCGACAGCACCCGCGUGCCGCUGCUGCUGCAGAGGGCCGGUAUGCUCCUGGAGGCGGCACUGUGCCUGUGGCAGCUUGGCUGGCCGGGCCGCUCUCUCGUCUGCUUCGUGCGCCACCUGCAGUGGCGGUUGAACAUGGCGGGGCGAGGGGCAUGGAUGGGGGAGGGGAGGGGCGGAGGGGAGGAGAUGCAUGCUAGGGGAGGUGUGGAGUUGGGCCGAGAGGAGGUUGAGAUGGCCCAGCGGUUGCGAGGUGUGGAGAGGUGGGGCUUUUCUGAUCGAAUGGCGUGUGAGGAUUGUGAUUUGGGAUGGGCGAAGGUGGAGAUGGGUGUGUUGCUUUUCCUGCUGCAGCAUUACUCUUUUGAUGGCAGCACCGGCGGUGGUAGUGGUGUCGACGUGAGCAGUUCAGGUGAGGCUGCUGUGAGUGCGCCAGGUGAUGACAAGGGAAUGCGCAAGGAUGUGGAAAGGGAGGCGAGAAUCUCUCAAGCAUGGAGGAUGGUGAGGCUGGGGCAGAUGCUGCAUGCAGGUGGAGUGGAGGCGGGUGGAGGGACGGCUGGUGGGCAGGCGGGGUGUGCUGGUGGCGGCUCCGUCGCUAGUGCAGGGGUGUCUGGCGAGGUGAGUGGGUGCGAGUUGCUGGGUGCAGAGAUGACAAGGGAGGAGAUGAUCGAGGCUGGGGAGUUGUGGCACGAGCAGAAUGUGCGUCGCAAGGCGGCAGAGAAGGCGGAGAGGGAGAGAAGGGAGAGCCAGGUGCAGUGGCAGGAGGACAUGGUGGCACAGGAGGAGGGGUGUGAAACGGAGUGGAAGGGGGCGGAGCAGCUGCGAGCAGAGCUGAUGCUUGCUCACUUGGGGCUACAGGUGGCUGUGCGCAUGCUGCAGCACGCACAGCAGCGCCUUGUGCUCUGGCUGGAGGGUAGGACAGAGUCUACUGCCCGUUGGCACGCGGCAGCAGCAGCAGGGACGGCAGCACAAAGGCUGUCGGCUGCGCUUCCCUGCACAGGGACCCUCACCCGUGUUCCUGCCAUUGCCCAUCUGCAGCACAAAGUGGCUCUGUGGUGGGCGCGUUGGUCCGCCCGCCUCACGCCCCUCCUGGGCUCGCUGCACUACCUGCAAUGCAAUGCCAUGCCUGCUGCCGACUCCAGCCUCCCCCACCUUCACGCUGCCUUCUCCCUCCUCUCCGCGUCCUUCCACCGCCGCCUCUCCUCCUCCUGCCAGCUUGAUGACAUGGCGCUGCCGUGGGCCAAGGGGGUGGCACUGGAGCCACUGGCAAGCACAGGGAGGAGUGGUGCGAUGGAGGGGCGGAGGGCGGUGGAGGUGGUAGCAGGGGUGUGGGAGAGGGAGUAUGCGAGCCGGUUGAAUGGAGCGAAGCAGGUGGCGUGCAGUGGAGCUGUGACCUGCUCCUCUGCGCUCCUCAGCCGCUUCCGUAAGGUGCACUUCUCUGUCAACUCUCUCAUCCUUGUCUUCAAAUCACCCUUCUGGAAUUCAACGCAGGCCAUGAUGCGUGCUCGCGUCUUCAACUCACAAGGUCACUCUUCAGCUGUUUCCGAGGUGACUUUUGAGUCGACUCAAAAGGUGACGUUUGAGUCGACUCAAAAGGCAUCAGUGUCUUCCCAGCAGCCUCCCUACCCCUCUGCCCAACCCCUCGCCCUCCUCCCUCUGGUGGAACAUUCACUCGCACUGCUGCAUGCUGCGAUGCACUCCUGCUCUCGCUCUGCCAUCGUCCCAUUCCCCUCCGCCACUCCUCUGCACCACCUCUUCACCUCCCUUCUGCUCCACCCGCCCCCGCCUGCCUUCGCGUCAAACAGUCUCCAAUCGUGCACCCAUCCAACCCUCAGUCGCAACCUGCGCCGCACUCUGCUGGAACUUCUAUCUGCCCUUGUAGCUCUGCUGCACACAUACGAGCCAUCCAGGGGUGCGCUGGGGAAACAAACUGAUGGAAGUGGUGGGGGAAGUAGAGCCGGCCGAGGCAGCAGUGUGCCUGGUGGGAGAAGCGGAUGGGGGAUGUCUAGCGAGGGAGGGGGUUGUGGAUGGGGCAAGGAAAGAGGUGGAAACGCGAUGGGGCAGUCUGCUGCAAUGCUGAGUGUGCCGCUGGCGAUGGGAGAUGCAUUCUGGAGGGUGAUUCCUGCGCGCUCACUGGACGAGACAUGGAGAGUUGUACAGGUGGUGCUCAGGGGCUUGCUUUACGCGUGCCAUUCUCCAAGUACCCAGUCAAGCAACAACGCAGGUGUGGGCAUUGGGAAGGGCAGCAGACGAGCGAGCAUGCCGGAGCUGCUAUCUGCCAUGCCGUUCUCAUGCUCACAGAGAAAUCCCCUUCUUUCCGUUAGCUCCUUUGACUUUUCUUCCACCCAAGCCCUGCUUCACGAGGCGUGGCGGAGUCGAAACGAUCACGGAGCUGCUGAAAUGGGCCUCUCUCCUGCCUGGGCCGCACCGCUGCUGCUCCCACUUGCGCCCUUACUCUCCGAUAAUGCACUUCUCUUCCUUCCCUAUCCUCCAGCGUCCAUUCUUGACCUCCCACCACCACUAGCCGACGUCCUUGCUCGACUGUUGUGUGUCCUGGUGCCUGCCCUGCAUGCUGUGAGCGAGAGAGACGAGGAGCACGUGGGUCAUACAGGGGGAAAGGGAAGACCGAGUGAGGUAAGGGGGUGUGGGAAUGAGCUGUGA